GCCCAAGGAGGCGCGACGGCUCCGGGUGGCACUUACAGAAAACAGUCGACUAUGCAUUUUUGCAAUAAGUUCGUACUUAUGAAGUAUGAAUUUUUGCAUGACAAAUUUUUUCAAGAACAACAGAAAUGCGAUUUGUGUUGCUGGAUCAGACAGAGAGUUAAAUUUGUCAUGCAUGAAGACUGCAAUUUUUACCAAGUACGAGUGCGAUAAUUUUGCAAUGAAUAUCGACAGCACUUGGUCUACGACCACCGCUUCAAAACCUGGAUGACGAUGUGGUACAAGGACGGCAUGCAGGUGUAUGACACUGCACAACUCCCCCUCCCCCUCAUUGGUAUAAUUGCAUGAACAGCAACACAAACGCCAGCGACCCUGGAGCCUGUGCAUGACAGAUAUAUCUGUGCCUACUGUAAUACUGUUCGGGCUUUCGAAAUUUGUCAUGCAAACAGUGCCACAGCCACAGGGCAGCGACCGGAUUUGGGAUUUUGCAUGACAAAUGAGGGGAAGGCGGAGUUGUGCACUGUCAUAAAGUAUUCAAGCGGCACGGGGGGAACCGCGCGCGCAGCGAGGGUUUUGAGCGGGCGCGGAUGCGGGCGCUGCUGCUGUACAAGCAGCUGAAAGUGGCCAACAAGCUGGGAAAGCCAAAGCCCGACGUGACUUUCUCCGGCUAUGGCGUUCUCAACUGUUACAUCCUCAGCUGUUACAUGCAUUUGUGAUGCAAGAAUGGCAAAAGUAACAGUAAGUAAUAGAGAGGAUCUUGCGCGUCUUGGAUGACAGAUUUGGCGCCGAUUGUCAGCCUGCUUGGCCCUCUGAGAAUUUGUCAUGCGAAGCAGCUUGAUGGUGUCGCUUCUGAAGGCAAUUUUGCAUGACAAAUCACGCAACAGCUGAGAACGUAACGGUUGAGAACGCCAUACCGGCGUGCGGGGCGUGAUCUGGGACCGCGUCGAGCGCGCCUGGGUUUGCCGGUGGGGCGAGUCUAUGGCCGGCAAAUAUGUCUGGGUCCUCUGAAAGAUUGCGAAUCUUGUAAUGCCUGUCUGGCACGACUGUGAAGUUUGUGAUGCAUGUUGCGAAAGAGCAUACCUCUUUUGUAUUGCAAAAUACGAUUUCUCAUGCGAGUACGCAAGACAGGGCUCGCCAAAAACUUGUCAUGCUACGGGUCCUUUACAAAACCCAGCUUAGCAUGACAACUUUCCAGACCCAGACAUACUUGCAGUCGAUAGAGGCCGGGCUGCAGCGAUGGCACGCCUUCCCCGUCAACGCGGAGACGCCCUUCCAAGAGGCCUACACGCAAGCGGUGCGAAUGCGCCUCCAAGUGCUACAGCGCAACCACCAAUUCGUCAUGCAGCGGACGCGCUGGAAAAACUUGCGGGACUGGCUCGGAACCAACAAAACCUAGGCCCUACUAGAAACCUCCCCUAAGGGGAGAUUUCUGGGAGUACUCAAAUAAUUUCUGGCGCGAAGAUGAACUGGGGCACUACACGCGAGUCCGAAAUUUUCUCUCUCUAGUGCGGUCCUCCUGUUAAUAUGCGACUUUUCUCGCAGUUCAGGAUACUACCAUUGACACUCGGAGCGAAGCCGCAACAGAU
Molecule: messenger RNA, 1583 nt
Organism: Amoebophrya sp. A120
Lineage: Eukaryota; Dinophyceae; Syndiniales; Amoebophryaceae
Source: the annotation of a GenBank genome assembly